Molecule: messenger RNA, 1989 nt
Organism: Notothenia coriiceps (black rockcod)
Lineage: Eukaryota; Metazoa; Chordata; Actinopteri; Perciformes; Nototheniidae
Product: tetratricopeptide repeat protein 30A-like
Exons: 7
Biological process (GO): intraciliary transport
Cellular component (GO): axonemal microtubule; intraciliary transport particle B
Molecular function (GO): intraciliary transport particle B binding; protein binding
Source: RefSeq, a predicted model, not a curated record
CCUAAGGAUUCUUCUCAUGUAUGUUUCUCAAUAUUUUAUAUCUAUACAUUGAGAAUAGUGGAUUUUGAAGGCUCUGAUUUGUUUUGGCUGAGUGUUGUUUUUGUCCUCUGCUGUAAGGUGCAGGAGGCCAGGCUGACUAGGGAUGAUGAAGCUCAGAAGAAAUGUCUGCAGGACUACGACCUGAUGCAGGAGAAGUACAUCGUGGUGCUGAUGGCCCAGUCCAAGAUCUACUGGAACCGGGAGAACUUCCAGAUGGUUGAGAAGAUUUUCCGAAAGUCUGUAGAGGUCUGCAAUGAGGACGACACCUGGAAGCUGAACGUAGCCCACGUGCUCUUCAUGCAGAACAAGUACAAGGAGGCCAUCGGCUUCUACGAGCCCAUCGUCAAGAAGCACUAUGAUAAUAUCCUGAAUGUGAGCGCUGUGGUCCUGGCCAACCUGUGUGUGUCCUACAUCCUGACCAGCCAGAAUGAGGAGGCUGAAGAGCUGAUGAGGAAGAUCGAGAAGGAGGAAGAGCAGAUCUCCUACGACGACCCCGACAAGAAGGUGUUCCACCUCUGCAUCGUCAACCUGGUCAUCGGGACGCUGUACUGUGCUAAGGGAAACUAUGAUUUUGGCAUAUCUCGUGUCAUCAAGAGCCUGGAGCCUUACAAUAAGAAGCUGGGAACAGACACAUGGUUCUACGCCAAGCGCUGUUUCCUCUCCCUGCUGGAGAACAUGUCCAAACACAUGGUCAUGCUGAGGGACGCCGUGGUACAGGAGUGUAUCCAGUUCCUGGAGCACUGCGAGGUGUACGGUAAGGAGGUCACGGCCAUCAUCGAGCAGCCUCUGGAGGAGACCCACACCCACAUCGGAAAGAACACCGUCACCUACGAGGCCAGAAUGCUCAAGGCGCUUUUCUACGAGGUCAUUGGCUGGAACAAGUGACAGGAGUCACAGCAACACAUGAGGUGUUUUACCACUUUGAAGGAGAAUGGAGCAAGGCACAGAGACAGCAUAACAAGGCCUGCUGUGCAAGCUCCUUAUUCCUGGGAAUCAAAUCCAGUUCCCCGUUCUGACUCUCGUCAAAACACACCCCAGGUGAAGCUUUUAUUUAGAAAUGGAGUGAAUCCGGGGGAGUUUGGGCAAAAGGAUGGUUGCAGCAGAUGUGACAUCAGUUUAUGUUCUUUCUCAAUGUAAUGGCGUCUUUGCUUCACUUCACAGACUCUCAGACAUUCAUAUUUAUUUAGUACUUUUAUUAUCAGUACUACUUUUUUACCGCUAUAGAGGAUAUCAUGUGUAUAUAUAUAUAUAUAAAGCAGACUUGUUUAUUGUGUUUACAUGGAAUACGUGAUACAUUUUGUACGUAAGUUCCUCUACAGAUGUCCUCUUUGGUCAGUGCUGGUUUUACAGCUGCCUGCUAGCUUUAUAUUCAGUAGAUACAACAAUUUAAAGAAAAUAAAGAUAAUAUUUUUGGAAGAAAAAACUGUCUAUGAUGUUUUUCUUUAAGUGAAUAUUUCAUGGCCUUUUGCUCCAAUCAGUCACACAUAUUUAGAGACAGAUCCUGCAGACACAAAGCUCAAGGAAACAACGACUAAAGGUCAGUAUAUUUGAAUGAUAGCCAGAUUAUUGAAUAUCAUCUCAAAUCGUUUACACCUUUCCCAGGUCUGAAUUGGGAUGCCAGCAUUGCCAUUUUAAAAUGUUCAGAAUAAGAAAGUUAUCAAAUGUAACAAUUUCCUAUAAGUCCUCACACCUUGUUAUACUUUUAUCCAUCCUCCAAAAUCAGCCGGUGUCUAGAUUCUGUCUUAAUGAUGACGGAGCAUCUGAUAAAUAUACACAGUGCAGAAAAUGUAUCAAUCAAAAAUUGUAAACGCCUAUUAUUAUAAUCUUUUAUUCAGAUCAUUCAUUUAUAGCUCAUAAUACAAAGCCAAAAGUACAGCAUCUACACACUCUGAUGCAGUCGGGGAUGUUAUGCACAUUUACACAAGUUGCUUUGUGACCCGCCAAAAAAAA